GCUGGACUACACCUUUUUUUGAGGUUUAUCAUCAUUUUCUUUUUCGACAUAUCAAAUUACCACAAAGAAGUGACCGUAUUCAUCACAUUCACCAUUGCUUUGUACAUGGUUUUGGUAGCUUCUCUUCAGCCGUACAAGAAGCAUCUACACCUGAAGAUAGAUAUGAUGCUGUCGCUUAGUUUGCUGCUUUGGUGCUCAGCUCUCCUUGUUAAUGCAGUUGAAUAUGGUCCCUAUCACGUGUUUGACCUCGUUAUGCAUCUUAUUCUCCUAACACUUGCA
This is a messenger RNA of Geodia barretti, 279 nucleotides long. The record is from the annotation of a GenBank genome assembly. NCBI's taxonomy places the organism in Eukaryota, Metazoa, Porifera, Demospongiae, Tetractinellida, Geodiidae.